Drosophila miranda is the source of this 3193-nucleotide messenger RNA. Its product is annotated as RNA exonuclease 1 homolog. The coding region runs from base 168 to 3023 and encodes 951 amino acids. The transcript is spliced from 6 exons. Gene Ontology annotation, molecular function: nucleic acid binding; exonuclease activity. The record is from RefSeq and is a predicted model, not a curated record. NCBI's taxonomy places the organism in Eukaryota, Metazoa, Arthropoda, Insecta, Diptera, Drosophilidae. Gene Ontology annotation, cellular component: nucleus.
AACAAAACUCCACACGAUCUGGCAGCUCAAACAUCUGAUUCCGCAAACAACACACACUGACGAAAUGAGCGAAAAAGAUAGCGCUGGAGGAAUAUAAAGCCAAUUUAGGACGGGACGCUUGCUUUACUCGAGCAGCUAGAUAAACAAAACGCGAACUGGUGGCCGUCAUGUUGCCGUCGACGGGACUGUUUAAGGACUUUCCCUGUCCCUACUUCGACAGCGAGACCGAGGCAACCUGCAACCGUCCCUUUUGUCAUUUUAAGCACCACGCCAAAAAAGAUGAUGUUGAGGCCGCGCCGCCUGCCGAGCCGGUGCCAGAGUACAAGCCGGCUCAGCCGAAGCUGCUCACCCUGCCGCUGCCGGAGAUGACAAUGUACGCCCCAAAGAAGAAAAAGGCCAAUCUAGAGUACCAUCCAGAAAAGCCGGCAUUGAAUGCCUCAUCGGCGAAAAAGAAGCCCGAGGCUGCUGCCGGCAGUGCUCCUGCCUAUGUGCCUGCUCAGGUGGCCGCCACAAAUGGGGCGAGCGGCGACUGGGAAGCCGAUCUCGCAAAUGAAAUUGACGAACAAAUGCAGAUUGUUAUUAAUGAACCAUCCACAGCGGUGGUGGAGGAUAAAGUGGAGCCGCAAGCAGAGGACUUGGAAGAGGGGGAACUGAAUGACGCGCCAAAGAGCGAUAGAGAAACGGGCGGUAGCGCUACCCACAAACACAAACACAAGCACAAGUCAAGUAGAGAGCGUGAUAGGGACAAGGAAAAGGAUAGGAAGUCAUCGCAUAGGGAUAAAGAUCGAUCCAAGGAGAGGCACAAAUCCAGUUCCAGCUCAUCCAGGCAUAAGUCUUCCUCCUCAUCGUCUUCGAAACAUAAGUCGUCCAGCAGCGACAAGCAUCGGGAUGAGAAAAAAUCCAGCAGCAGCAGCAAGCACAAGAGCAGUUCGUCAUCUUCCUCGUCGAAGAGGCACCAUAGGUCCAGUUCAACGGCUCGCAGUUCUAGCUCCAAGUCGAAAUCAUCCUCCAGCAAAGCCAGCGAGCCGUCGGAGCCGUCAAAAGAAAAAAAGACUGCCAGAAAAACAUCCAAGGCGAAUCCCAAUAGUGACAUUGAAUCGGACUUUGACUUUGAGAUGGAAACAUCCGAGGGAGAAAUAGUACGCCAGUGUGAGAUGAUCUUUGAUCAGCUCGAGACUCAAUUUGCACAGAUGCACAACGCGGAGUCAACGCCCGAGAACACCCUCAAACGGAAUGCGCCCUCACCGGACAUCCAUGCCCUCACAGAGGCAGCAACGGCUGCCCUGCAAAAGCGGCGUGUGGCCCACGAAAAUGCGGAUAAAUACAAGGCGCCUCUUCCAGCCACAGUGCAAAAGCCCAAUCACAUACGCAAUGCCAUGCAGGCGAUCUUCGACAGGCGCACCGAGCUGCGGCGCCAGGAGAAACUGCGUAGCGAUGCCGCGGCAGAGGAGCUGCGGCAGGCUCAGGAGCGUGUCCGAGUGGCACAGGAAGAACUGCGGCAGGCCCAGGCCAAUUCACACCUGACACCUCUGAUACCAAGAAGUGCCCUAACUCCUCCAGUGCGUUCUGCUCGCAGUAUUGCCCCUGUAGCCAAUAUUGUGGCUAUAGCUCGGGCAAAGAAGAAGAUCCAGGAGCUCCAGGCCGCAAAGAAACCCGCCUUUACGCCUGCCCAGUCGUUCAAGGGCGCGGGUCGCAUGGCCCACAAGCCGACGGCUGCCCUGGACAAGACAGCGCCCGUAGUCAGCGGUGCUAGUGCACAGAAACCACCAGUGCUGGAGCCGCAGAGCUCCAAGAUAUCCUACAACAUACGGAUGCAGUAUUACGAGAUGAUGGUGAAGCAGUGCGUCAUUAUCUAUCCACAGCUGGCCGAUGCCUGGGAGCGGGCGCAGGUCGAGGAGCUGGCUGCCUUCAAGAAGUGCAACACGUCGGCCAUCUACAAGAACAGCUGCCUGCUGGCGAUCAACAAGUUGCGUAAGGAGGCCAUCGAGGCGGGGAAUCGGCCGAGUGUGGCCAGCAAGUGUGUAUCGCACGAGAUGAUGCUGGGUGGCAAGCGGGCCCUGACCACGUCCUGGAGUGUGGAAAAGAAGAACAAAUUGGCAUCCAUUGGCAAUGGCGAACCAUUCGAUGCCUUGGAUGCCGUCAAGGCAUAUGAAAUGGUAUUCGAUCUGUGCCUCACCGAUGAGCAGCUGGUGGAGAACGGCUAUCCAAGGCCUGGUCCGAAGCGCGGCACGGCUGUCAUACGCGCCUGCCGUCCCAAUCGUCGCCCCAACGAAACGGAACGCUACUGCAGCCGCUGCGGCAAAGUGUUCAAUCUAAUCAUAUACGAAAGUCAGGGCUCCGACAUGUGCAACUAUCAUCCAAAGAGCACGGGCUACCGCCGAGGAUUCACAGACAAUCAGCAUCGCUGUUGUCAGCAGCCAGCCGGCACACCUGGCUGCACCUAUGGCAACUACCAUGUCAGCGACUACUACGAUCCAGAUAAAUUGACCUGCUUUGUGAAGACCAUCGAAAGAAGCGAAGACUUGGUGCCCACGAAGAAAGACAUCUUUGCGUUGGAUUGUGAAAUGUGCUACACAACGCAUGGCAUCGAGCUGACGCGCGUAACCGUGGUGGAUAUCAAUGGGCGGACGGUAUACGAUGCUCUGGUGAAGCCAGACAACCUGAUUGUGGACUACAACACAACCUAUUCGGGCAUCACAGAGUCCAUUCUGGCCAAGGAGACGCGAACUCUGCGCGAUGUUCAGGCCGUGCUAAUGUCGAUGUUCCAUGCCAAGACUGUGCUGGUGGGCCAUAGUCUGGAGAGCGAUCUGAAGGCCCUGAAGAUCAUACAUGACGUUGUGGUGGACACCUCAGUGCUAUUUCCCCACAAAAUGGGGCCGCCCAAGAAGCGUGCCUUGAAGACGCUCUGCAUUGAGAACCUGAAGCGCAUUAUACAGGAGAAUGAGGCCGGUCAUGACAGUGCGGAGGAUGCCGAGGUCUGCAUACAACUCAUUAAGUACUAUCUGCGCAACAAAAUCAGUUGAGCUGGGCGUACCAUUCGCUCUUCGUUUCAUUUGCAUUACAUACAUCUGUUAAUAUGUAUACCACAAUACAACCCAUUCUGGAAUCAAAAUAAUAGCUUUUAAGCGUACCGUCUACAUCAUCAGAUCAAUCUUUAUUUAUAUACUAUUAAAUGUUAAGCCACAGAAUUGUA